This is a messenger RNA of Ananas comosus (pineapple), 1184 nucleotides long. Its product is annotated as NAC transcription factor 32-like. Gene Ontology annotation, molecular function: DNA binding. The record is from RefSeq and is a predicted model, not a curated record. The coding region runs from base 99 to 995 and encodes 298 amino acids. Lineage: Eukaryota; Viridiplantae; Streptophyta; Magnoliopsida; Poales; Bromeliaceae. The transcript has 3 exons. Gene Ontology annotation, biological process: regulation of DNA-templated transcription.
UCACUUUCAGUUUCAAAGCUUCAACACAUUCCCUUCUUCUCUCUCUCUCGUUCCCUUCUGUUUUAAUAAUUUUCGCAACCUAAAAAAAAAAGAAAAAAAUGGACGGCGGAGAUUUGAUCCUUCCUCCGGGAUUUCGAUUCCAUCCGACGGACGAGGAGCUCGUGAUGCACUACCUUUGCCGAAAAUGUGCCGGGUCGCCGAUCUUUGCACCGAUCAUCGCCGACGUCGAUUUGUACAAGUACGACCCCUGGGAUCUGCCAGGCAUGGCGAAGUACGGAGAAAAGGAAUGGUACUUUUUUUCGCCGAGGGACCGAAAGUAUCCGAACGGGUCGCGACCAAACCGCGCGGCGGGGACCGGGUACUGGAAGGCGACAGGGGCAGACAAGCCGGUGGGGACGGCGAUCAAGAAGGCGUUGGUGUUUUAUGCCGGAAAGGCCCCAAAGGGCGAAAAGACAAACUGGAUCAUGCACGAGUACCGACUCGCCCAUGUCGACCGGUCUGCACGCAAAAAAGACUAUAGCACCAACACCUUACGGUUGGACGACUGGGUGCUGUGUCGCCUCUACAACAAGAAGGGCGUGGUGGAGCGGCCCCACGCCGGUUCGACGAAACCGGGCGCCGCCCCGAACCCGGUCCAGCUCCCGCAGCGGCCCAAGACGGAGCACGUGACCGCGCCCCACGCGCACGUGCCGGCGCACCAGGAGCUGAUGGACCUGGUCUACCACGACCCGUCGGAGCCGCUCCCGCGGCUGUACGCCGAGUCCAGCAGCUCCGAGCACGUGCGCUCCCCCGACCCGGCCACGUGCGAGGCCCUGGAGGAGGCGGAGAGUCGCCACGAGCAGGGCACGUGGGGGAUGCUCUGGGAGAAGGCCCUCGGGGGAUCGUUUAAUUACGACGAUGCCACCGAAAUCGCGUUCGCGGUGCCGCCGUUUUCGCCCGCGUUCCCCGACGCCGCGUUCCACGACGCGCUUUCCUACCUCCAGAGGCCCUUCUAACUUGCGCCGGUGAAUCCCUUUUUUUUUUAAAUUUUUUUUUGCUAACCUGCGCCGGGAGGGAGGGUAACCGUCCGAUCGGUGGGGGUGACGUCAUCGUGGCGUCAAUCGCCGCAUUUUGCGGCUGAGAUUGAAUCUCUUCGAUUUCGGAUAUAUAUAUUUAUAUAUAUCUAUAUAUGUAGAUAUUUGUAG